CGCAUUUAGCCAUUUCAGAGAAGCCUCCUCUUCCUCUUCUUCUUCCUCUGCUACUGCCACUGUCUCGUUCACCUUUCUCUCUCUCUCUCUCUCUCUGGCCUUUUCUUGGGAUAGACAAUAUCUCAUUUAAUGGCCCUUUAGCUGCUGCUUCUUCUUCUUUCUUACUUUCUUUUGACACACUCUGCUUUUGUUCUUGUUGAGUGAUUGAUCAAAAAACUCAAAAUCAGAGAUCAUGGCUAAGUCUAUCAGUCUCGAAGAGAUCAAGAAUGAAACUGUCGAUCUGGAACGUAUUCCCAUUGAUGAAGUGUUUGAGCAACUGAAAUGUACCAGAGAAGGUUUAAGUUCAGACGAAGGAACCAACCGGCUUCAAAUCUUUGGACCCAACAAGCUAGAAGAGAAAAAGGAAAGCAAAAUUCUCAAGUUUUUGGGGUUCAUGUGGAACCCACUAUCAUGGGUCAUGGAAGCUGCAGCUAUUAUGGCAAUUGCGUUGGCGAAUGGUGAUGGAGAGCCCCCGGAUUGGCAAGACUUUAUUGGUAUUAUUUGCUUGCUGGUGAUCAACUCUACUAUCAGUUUCAUUGAAGAGAACAAUGCUGGCAAUGCUGCUGCUGCCCUUAUGGCUGGUCUGGCUCCUAAAACAAAGGUGCUUAGAGAUGGCAAAUGGACUGAGCAGGAAGCUGCAAUCCUGGUUCCAGGAGAUAUCAUUAGUAUCAAAUUGGGAGAUAUUGUUCCUGCUGAUGCUCGUCUUCUUGAGGGUGAUCCGUUAAAGAUUGAUCAAUCUGCCCUCACUGGAGAAUCACUGCCAGUGACCAAGAAUCCUGGUGAUGAAGUUUUCUCUGGUUCCACUUGCAAACAAGGAGAAAUUGAGGCUGUCGUUAUAGCCACUGGUGUUCACACCUUCUUCGGAAAGGCUGCACAUCUUGUGGACAGCACCAACAAUGUUGGGCACUUCCAGAAAGUGCUCACUGCUAUCGGGAACUUCUGUAUUUGUUCUAUAGCAAUUGGAAUGUUGGUUGAAAUCAUAGUCAUGUACCCUAUUCAGCACCGCAAGUACAGGGAUGGAAUUAACAAUCUCUUGGUUCUUUUGAUUGGUGGUAUCCCAAUUGCUAUGCCAACAGUCUUGUCUGUGACAAUGGCCAUUGGGUCUCACAAGUUGUCUCAACAAGGGGCCAUCACUAAGCGUAUGACUGCCAUUGAAGAAAUGGCAGGUAUGGAUGUCCUUUGCAGUGACAAAACUGGCACCCUUACCCUCAACAAGCUGAGUAUUGACAAAGCCUUGAUUGAGGUCUUUGCAAAGGGUGUUGAAAAAGAUCACGUGAUACUGCUUGCUGCAAGGGCCUCUAGAGUUGAGAAUCAGGAUGCUAUUGAUGCUGCCAUGGUUGGAAUGCUAGCUGAUCCUAAAGAGGCAAGAGCUGGUAUAAGAGAGGUGCACUUCUUGCCAUUCAACCCUGUGGACAAGAGGACUGCUUUGACUUAUAUCGAUGCUGAUGGCAACUGGCACCGUGCCAGUAAAGGUGCUCCUGAGCAGAUCUUGAGCUUGUGCAAUUCCAGGGAAGAUCUGAAGAGGAAAGUUCAUUCAGUUAUAGAUAAAUUUGCUGAACGUGGGCUACGAUCAUUGGCUGUGGCUAGACAGCAAGUUCCUGAGAAAAACAAAGACAGUCCAGGUAGUCCAUGGGAGUUUGUCGGCUUGUUGAACCUCUUUGAUCCUCCCAGGCAUGACAGUGCAGAAACAAUCCGCAGGGCUCUUAACCUUGGUGUCAAUGUCAAGAUGAUUACUGGUGAUCAACUUGCUAUUGCAAAGGAGACUGGGAGAAGACUUGGUAUGGGAACCAACAUGUACCCAUCUGCUACAUUGCUUGGUCAGGACAAGGAUGCAAGCAUUGCUGCUCUUCCUGUAGAAGAGUUGAUUGAGAAGGCUGAUGGUUUUGCCGGCGUGUUUCCAGAGCACAAAUAUGAAAUCGUGAAGAAGCUGCAAGAAAGAAAGCACAUUGUUGGAAUGACUGGCGAUGGUGUUAAUGAUGCUCCUGCUUUGAAGAAGGCAGAUAUCGGUAUUGCUGUUGCUGAUGCUACAGAUGCUGCACGAGGUGCUUCUGACAUUGUUCUAACAGAACCUGGAUUGAGUGUUAUUAUCAGUGCCGUCCUGACUAGCAGAGCUAUUUUCCAAAGAAUGAAGAAUUAUACUAUUUAUGCUGUUUCCAUCACAAUCCGUAUUGUGUUUGGUUUCAUGCUUAUUGCUCUGAUAUGGCAGUAUGACUUCUCUCCUUUCAUGGUUUUGAUUAUUGCUAUCCUAAAUGACGGAACAAUUAUGACAAUCUCAAAGGAUAGAGUAAAGCCAUCACCCUUGCCUGAUAGCUGGAAAUUAAAAGAGAUUUUUGCCACUGGAAUUGUGCUUGGCGGCUACUUGGCACUGAUGACUGUUAUAUUCUUCUGGGCCAUGCAUGAUACCGACUUCUUUUCUGACAAAUUUGGUGUAAGAUCUAUACGUAGAAGUGACCCUGAAUUGAUGGGUGCUUUAUACCUUCAAGUCAGUAUCGUGAGCCAGGCUCUCAUUUUUGUUACUCGGUCUCGCAGCUGGUCUUAUUUUGAACGUCCUGGCCUGCUACUGGUGACUGCUUUCAUCAUUGCACAACUGGUUGCAACUUUGAUUGCCGUAUAUGCUAACUGGGGCUUUGCACACAUCAAGGGAAUUGGCUGGGGAUGGGCUGGUGUUAUCUGGCUUUACAGUAUUGUUUUCUAUAUCCCACUCGACUUGCUGAAGUUCGCCAUUCGUUACAUCCUCAGUGGAAAGGCUUGGCUCAACUUGCUAGAGAACAAAACUGCAUUCACCACCAAGAAAGAUUAUGGUAAAGAGGAAAGAGAAGCUCAAUGGGCUCUUGCUCAAAGGACCUUGCAUGGACUUCAACCACCAGAAACUGCCAGUAUCUUCAACGAAAAGAGCAGCUACAGAGAGUUGUCUGAGAUCGCUGAGCAGGCCAAGAGACGAGCCGAGGUUGCAAGGCUUCGGGAGCUUCACACCCUAAAGGGACAUGUUGAAUCAGUGGUUAAGCUUAAGGGCUUGGACAUUGAUACAAUUCAGCAGCAUUAUACAGUGUAAAACGCACACAAUCACAUUUGCUUGAGAAAGAUAAGUGUUGCAGUCCGGACAUGAUCCCAAACCCCAAAUCAAGAAAGCAAAGAAGGCCUAAAUAUUAUAAAGCUUUCUAGACAGGGAGGAAAUGUCUAUGCUAUAGUUCUCUCCUAAUCUGUUUUCCUUCUUUUUUUUUUCCUUUCUUUUCUAUAUUUCGACUGCAGGAAAAAAGGCUUGUGUUUUACCAACUUCUUGUUCUGUGAAGAGCAAUGUAAUGUAACCUUGUUACACAAUUUUCAAGUUCUUAAUUCUAGUUUUCUCCUGCCUAAUUUCUUA
Messenger RNA from Ricinus communis (castor bean), 3400 nucleotides. RefSeq names its product plasma membrane ATPase 4. Bases 233 to 3091 code for a protein of 952 amino acids. The transcript is spliced from 16 exons. The record is from RefSeq and is a predicted model, not a curated record. Gene Ontology annotation, molecular function: ATP binding; P-type proton-exporting transporter activity; ATP hydrolysis activity. Gene Ontology annotation, cellular component: plasma membrane. NCBI's taxonomy places the organism in Eukaryota, Viridiplantae, Streptophyta, Magnoliopsida, Malpighiales, Euphorbiaceae. Gene Ontology annotation, biological process: regulation of intracellular pH; proton export across plasma membrane.